Molecule: messenger RNA, 765 nt
Organism: Mesorhabditis belari
Lineage: Eukaryota; Metazoa; Nematoda; Chromadorea; Rhabditida; Rhabditidae
Source: the annotation of a GenBank genome assembly
AUGCCGAGAACUCGUUGGUUGAUCGUUGGGUUGACCACGACAAUUAUUUUCUGGUUGUACGUCGCCAGUCAUACAUUUAACAAUUCCCAUGAAGUUGUUCUUGAGCGAAAUCAUGAGGUCUCGGAACUCCGACAACGCAUCAUCGACUUGGAAAAAGAACUCAAUCUGGAGAAUGAAUCGAUGAACAGGCUGCAAGAAGAAGUUAAACAAAGCGCCUAUGCUCAGCAAAAGGCUAUUAAAAGCAGAGCUGAACGAUUAGGAAAAGUCCCAUCGAACGGUCAUGGCGCAUGGAAGGAGCCGAUUCCUGUCUUGGUAUUCGCUUGUAACAGGCAAGAUGCGGUUGGUCAUCACAUUCAACAAUUGAUUCACUAUCGGCCAUCUGCUGAACGAUUUCCGAUCGUCGUCUCCCAGGAUUGCGAUGAUAUGCCAACUGCUAACGUGAUAAAGUCAUUCGGGGAACAGGUGAUCUACGUCAAGCACAUUGCCGGCGAUAAGGCGAACAUCACGGUGGCCAAGAAUCACUUGAGAUGGGUUACGUAUUAUCGGAUUGCAAGACACUACAAGCUUGCUUUGCGACAUGUUUUCGAAAAACUCGGCCAUACGUCAGUGAUCAUCACCGAAGAUGAUCUCGAUAUUGCACCUGACUUUUUCGAGUAUUUCAGUGCGACUAGAUUCUUGCUUGAUGAAGACCAGUCACUUUACUGCGUUUCGGCUUGGAAUGACAACGGGAAACCGCAUUCGAUUGAUAUGAAAGUGAGAAAAAAU